AUGUAUAACUUCUUCGCCAGCGUCAAUGCGCCUUCGACUCCACCGCAGAAGCAGCCGCAAGUCGAGCCAUCACUGCCGCCCUCUGCCUGUCAUCACCACGUAGCCGCAAGCUCCCUCCUCGAUGGCAUGACGGCACACAACGCAUCCCUGUGGCUUCUCAACGCCUCACAGCAGCGUUCGCUCUCGUACGCACACAGCGGUGGUGGCGGCGACAACUUAGCAGGAGCAGAACAGGAGAAACGGACGGCUGCUUCUCAAUUUUACAGCACCUUUCCAACGGCUGCUGCCCCGCCCCCCAGCAGCGGUGUGCAAAGCCUCCACGGCGUCGGUCAGCAGCCAGCGCAGCAGCCACACAAGCACCUAUGCACCUCUAUCCUGCAAUCAUACGAACACGUGGGAAACAGCGCCACACCCGCUCCGGGUUUGUCAUCGUCAUUGCCGCUGCAGGAACAUCAGUCGUCGACUUGGGUCACGCUCAGGGGGGGGUCCCUUCGCAUGCAGCUCGACGGCGUCCCCUACUCGCCCUUCGCGUCGACUAAUGCAAGCGCAGCUUCGCAGCCGCCUGACGCUGCGCACGGUAACGAACAGUACUAUGACAGCACGAGUCAUCACAGAGGUUACAGCGCAUCCAGUGCGAGUAGUAUACGGCACACUCUGCAGGUGCCUGCGUCGCCGCAGCAGCAGCACCAACAGCAGCGACUACCGAUCUCCAGCAGUGUGUGGACCGCUGCUACCCCUGCCACUGCUAUGCCGGCCUCGCUCUUUGCGUCCUCCUCCAUCCGACCCUUGACAAACACCACCUACCCUGGGUACUCCUGUGAUUGGAGUGGCAAUGCCCUGCCGACGCUGCCGGCUGCCGUCCCAGCGCCAUAUGUCAGUGGAGCGGCGCUACCCGUGUCUAGCCGGUCGCAGACAACCUACUCUGUCAUGCCGCAACCUCCGCAAAGUGGGCAGCCUUGUUCACCCACCGCGCACCCUGCUACGCACUCGAUCAUGAUCCUCCACCCGACCCUGGACAGGGGCACAGCGGCAAUUUUGCAGGCAUCCGCAGACGCGGUGAACACGCCGCUGCACUGCUUGACGGACGUCAAAGCGUCUGAGAUUUCCGGUACGACGCAUUACCUUGAAGUCGUGCAAGGCGGCGGCAGCGUUGGCGACAACUCGAAGCAUUCCUACCCGUCAUCGAUCCCCAUCGCGUCGCGCCAGCCACAGCCGCCGCUUCAGCAGUACUACCUGCAGCCGACUCCACAGCAGCAUCAGCAAGGGCAGCAGUUGGCCGCGGAGCAGCCGCCAGUGCACUCCUGCUUCCUCACGAACGACGGGAACAUGAGCCAUUUUGUCAACCACACCACGGCGGCUGGCGCAAUCAUCCAGCCACCGUCUUCGAUGCUGAGCGACAUCGCGUCCUUGGCCUCGCUCAGCUCGCGUACCGCUGGUGCUGGGCGAAGCGGAGCAUGGCAACAGCCAUCCACCGCGGAUAUGGGCAGCUACAAAGACCAGAGCAGUAAGCUCCAGCUCCAGCAGCAGCAGCAGCAGCAGCAACAGCAACGACGCCCGGUCAGCGCUGCACGACAGGUUACCUACACGCGUGGAAUUCCUCGCCGCAACCGCGACAGGGCUGUUCUCUUCGUGGGGCAGCUCAACUAUGAGGCGACGGAGGCAGAUGUGUCGCAGGUGUUCUCUUGCUACGGCAAGCCGCUGAGUGUGGUGGUGCUGAAAGACAAGGGCAAGGCUACGAAAAAAGGUGGCGCUGGCGGUAUCACUGGCGGCAGUGCAGCAACGCACCGAAAAGUCGGUGGCUCGGCAUUUGUCACAUACGGGACCACGCUCGAGGCCGACACAGCCAUCAUGGCGCUUCACGGUAGGUACAAUGCCAAGGGCGAUGACGUCGAGAACGUCGACAAUUCCAAGUAUCUGCAGGUAAGCUACGGCCAGCAAACGGGGCUGAUCUCAGCAUUUGGCAUGAUGCACGCCGAAAAACUGCACGCCUCGAAGCCGGAGAACCCCAUUCCGUUGUUGGUGAAGGACCGCACAAACGGAAAGUUGUGA
This is a messenger RNA of Leishmania major strain Friedlin, 2049 nucleotides long. RefSeq lists its product as hypothetical. NCBI's taxonomy places the organism in Eukaryota, Euglenozoa, Kinetoplastea, Trypanosomatida, Trypanosomatidae. The transcript has a single exon. The record is from RefSeq and is a predicted model, not a curated record. Gene Ontology annotation, molecular function: RNA binding. The coding region runs from base 1 to 2049 and encodes 682 amino acids.